AUGGCUCCUUUACCAAAACAAAGAGUGCAAAUGUCUCGUCCAUUUACAACAACUGGUGUAGAUUUUGCAGGGCCAUUACAAAUUCAAAUAGGUAUACGUCGUAUCACAACAAAAAAGACAUGGAUAGCAGUAUUUAUAUGCUUUGCUACGAGAGCCAUACACUUAGAACCCGUGGUAGGCUUAACGAGCGAAGCAUUCCUUGCAGCCUUACGUAGGUUUAUGGCCAGACGUGGAAAAAGCACCAAGAUUUACAGCGAUAAUGCAACAAAUUCCGUGGGUGUGCAGAAGGAGCUAAAGGCGUACUUAGAAGACAGUGAGAGGUAUAUGGCCAUCGAAGGAGUUCAAUGGCACUUCAAUCCACCAUCGGUGCCACACUUCGGUGGUCUUUGGGAAAAUGCUGUAAAAAGUACAAAGCAUCACCUAUAUAGAGUAAUCAAGGAUAGCCGGCUGAAUCUAGAGGAGUUGCUGACAUUGCUAUGCCAGAUUGAGGCAUGUGUCAACUCACGGCCUAUGACACCGCUAAGUAGUGAUUCAGGAGAACCCAACGCUCUUACACCAGCUCACUUCCUCAUCGGGGGUCCACUGCUCCUACCACAUGAACCUGAAAAUCCAAGUGAGACAGUUAGCAAUCUCCGCCGCUGGAGACACGUUCAAGGAUUAAUGCAGAUAUUCUAG
Messenger RNA from Metopolophium dirhodum (rose-grain aphid), 675 nucleotides. RefSeq lists its product as uncharacterized. The record is from RefSeq and is a predicted model, not a curated record. Gene Ontology annotation, biological process: DNA integration. The transcript has a single exon. NCBI's taxonomy places the organism in Eukaryota, Metazoa, Arthropoda, Insecta, Hemiptera, Aphididae. Bases 1 to 675 code for a protein of 224 amino acids. Gene Ontology annotation, molecular function: nucleic acid binding.